Messenger RNA from Protopolystoma xenopodis, 258 nucleotides. Lineage: Eukaryota; Metazoa; Platyhelminthes; Monogenea; Polystomatidea; Polystomatidae. The record is from the annotation of a GenBank genome assembly.
AUGUCUGCACACAAGCCCAGCCGAGAGGGUCCCGACAGCAGCUCCUGUCACGCUUUAGUCGGCUCCCCCCCCCAAACCUACCGCCCGACAGGUCCUGGAAGGCCGACUUUUGCGUUCGACAACAGCCUGAAACCAAUCUCCUGUCCUUGUCCAAAUGCUGUCCAGUUGUCCGGGCUCCACAGAAACUUUCGUCGACACUCUUCGAGUCGAUCCGAACAGCCAUACACCAAUUCGUACUUUCAGCCUGUUCUGAUCUGA